AUGUAUCAUCUCGUUUGUCUGCCUGCGAUGGCAUUCUCUGGUGGAAAUUCGGCUCGCCGCUUUCUGCUCUCGGCCUUCCUCGCCGUUCUGCUUUUCGACGUUGCAUAUGGUGGCAGCUCCUGCGGUUACUGCAAGUUGAAUGAUAUCAGCUGCCUUAAACAAUGCCAGUGCGAGGCUCCAGACAUAAAACCGAUCCUCUGCGUCUAUGAUGCUGGAGGCUCAACACUUCUGACUUGCAAAUACUUAUGCUGGCCGCGCAUCGUACUGGGGCUCGGAGUGUCUCUCUUCACAGGCCUGAUUGCUCUCCUCGUCUUCUUCAUCCUGCGCCGCAACCGUAAGAGGGCGGAGGAAAAAUACGCCGCCAAUGCCCCGCCUGCCGCAGCCGCGUACCCGCCACCAGGAGGCUAUACCCCCGCUGUUAACGUGUAG
Molecule: messenger RNA, 429 nt
Organism: Closterium sp. Yama58-4
Lineage: Eukaryota; Viridiplantae; Streptophyta; Zygnematophyceae; Desmidiales; Closteriaceae
Source: the annotation of a GenBank genome assembly